GAUCAGAUUCAGUAACAAUGGCAGACGAGGUGGUUCUCUUGAAUACUUGGGCCAGUCCCUUUGGGAUCAGAGUGAGAAUCGCCUUGGAUGAGAAAAGUGUGGAAUACCAAUACAGGGAAGAGAACCUCCAAGACAAAAGUCCUCUUCUGCUGCAGAUGAACCCAAUUCAUAAGAAGAUCCCUGUCUUGAUCCAUAAGGGAAAACCCAUCUGUGAAUCUCUCGCCAUUGUUCAAUACAUUGAUGAGACAUGGAAGGACGACAAAGCUCCUCCAUUGUUGCCUUCUGAUCCUUACCAACGAGCCCAGGCCAGAUUCUGGGCUGACUACAUCGACAAUAAGGUUUUCAGCAGUGUUGGGGGAAUAUUGCGGAGCCCGAAAGGAGAAGAACAAGAGAAGGCUAAGAAGGAAUUCAUAGAGGGAUUGAAGGUCUUGGAAGAAGAACUUGGAGACAAGGCUUACUUUGGAGGUGACAAUUUUGGGUUCUUGGAUUUGAGUUUUGUGGCCUUGUACUCCUGGUUUUAUGCCUUGGAGACUUUAGUCAAUUUCAGCUUAGAGGCAGAGUGCCCAAAGUUGAUUGAAUGGGCCAAGAGGUGCAUCGAGAAGAAGGAAACUGUGGCUAAGUCACUUCCUGAUUCACUCAAGAUGUAUGAUUACGCUCUUCAAAUUAGAAAGAGGUUAGGUGUGGAUUAG
Molecule: messenger RNA, 689 nt
Organism: Telopea speciosissima
Lineage: Eukaryota; Viridiplantae; Streptophyta; Magnoliopsida; Proteales; Proteaceae
Product: glutathione S-transferase U22-like
Exons: 2
Coding region: 18-689 (223 amino acids)
Biological process (GO): glutathione metabolic process
Cellular component (GO): cytoplasm
Molecular function (GO): glutathione transferase activity
Source: RefSeq, a predicted model, not a curated record